AUGUCCUUUGGGUUAACGAACGCUCCAGCAGCGUUUAUGGAUCUUAUGAAUCGGGUAUGCCGACCCAUGUUAGAUAAAUCUGUGAUCGUGUUCAUAGAUAACAUUCUAGUCUACUCGCGAAGCAAGACUGAACAUAUGAGACACUUGCGUGAAGUACUUGAAGUUCUCCGUAAGGAGAAACUAUACGCAAAAUUCUCAAAAUGCGCCUUCUGGCUCCAUGAGGUGCAGUUUCUCGGCCAUGUGAUAAAUUCGGAAGGCGUCUUGGUUGAUCCAUCGAAGAUUGAGGCAGUAAUGAAGUGGGUUUCCCCAAAAACUCCAACUGAAGUAAGGAGCUUUCUAGGCCUUGCCGGCUAUUAUAGGAGGUUCAUACAAGACUUUUCAAAAAUAGCGUUACCCUUAACGAAGUUGACAAGGAAGAAGGUGAAGUUUGUGUGGGGCGAAGACCAAGAAGAUGCCUUUCACGUGUUAAAAGAAAAGUUGUCUAGUUCUCCAGUAUUAACACUCCCAGAGGGAACGGAAGAUUUGGUUGUCUAUUCAGAUGCUUCACAUCAGGGUUUAGGAUGCGUUUUAAUGCAAAGGGGAAAGGUCAUCGCGUAUGCCUCAAGACAACUUAAACCGCAUGAAGGAAACUACCCAACUCACGACUUAGAGUUGGCGGCAGUAAUUUUCGCCUUAAAGAUAUGGAGGCAUUAUCUCUACGGUGCAAAAUGUACAAUUUACUCGGAUCACAAAAGCCUCAAAUAUUUCUUCGAACAGAAAUACUUAAACAUGAGGCAACGGAGAUGGUUAGAACUUAUCAAGGAUUACGAUUGCGAUAUUCUUUACCACUCGGGAAAGGCAAAUGUGGUGGCCGAUGCGUUAAGCCGAAAAGAGUAUCCACCUCCCAUCCAAGUGAAAUCCAUGAAGAUGAUUGUUACACCACGUUUGUUUGAUAUGAUAAGCAGUGUUGUAGAGAUCGCUAGGCGCCUGUCGGGUGGUGGAGUACUGACUAGGGAUUAUUCGGGAUUAAUCAGGAUUAAUCGGGCGCCGAUUAAUUCCGAUUUUUACAACACUGAUGAUAAGAGAUUCCCAAAUAAAGGCGCUAGGAGCGGAAGUUUAAAGAAAGAAAGACUAAAAGGUGUGGUCGAUAAGCUAGAAGAAAAUUCGACCGGACUCAAGACGAGAUUCAGCCGAAUUUGGAUACCUCGUUUCUGUGAAGUCAAGACUGCGUUACUUGAAGAAGCUCACAAAUCACGAUACUCGGUUCACCCCGGGGCUACCAAGAUGUAUCAAGAAUUGAAAACCAAUUAUUGGUGGCCGGGUAUGAAACGUGAUAUUGUUAACUACCAUAGUGGUAUCCAAAUGGCUCCGUAUGAAUUACUGUACGGGAGGAAAUGUAGAACUCCCGUAUGCUGGGGAGAAGUAGGGCAAAGAGAGCUUGCGCCGAGUGAUUUAAUAGCAAUAACGAAUGAAAAGGUUAAAUUGAUUAGAGCUCGAUUGAAAGCAGCACAGGACCGGCAAAAAGCUUAUGCAGACAAGAGAAGGUGUCCUAUCGAAUUUCAAGUUGGGGAUUUUGUUCUAUUGAAGGUGUCGCCAUGGAAAGAAUUACCGCCUACGUUAGACGGAAUUCACAAUACCUUCCACGUGUCGCAGUUGAGAAAGUGUCUUGCUGAUGAAACAGCUUUAGUACCUCUCGAUGACAUCGAGUUGGACGAGGGGUUGAACUAUGUUGAAAGACCAUUAGCCAUUAAAGACGUCAAGGUGAAGAAUCUCCGCAACAAAGUUGUUAGACAAGUGUUGGUACAAUGGCAGCACCGAAAGGGGUCAGAACCCACAUGGGAAGCGGAAGAUGAAAUGAGGAAGCACUAUCCAUUUCUUUUUUGCGUGAAGGAGAAGGGCUCGAGUGCUAAGAAAUCGGAAGGAUCACAGGAUCGAGCUAUGUAA
Helianthus annuus (common sunflower) is the source of this 1923-nucleotide messenger RNA. RefSeq lists its product as uncharacterized. NCBI's taxonomy places the organism in Eukaryota, Viridiplantae, Streptophyta, Magnoliopsida, Asterales, Asteraceae. The coding region runs from base 1 to 1923 and encodes 640 amino acids. The record is from RefSeq and is a predicted model, not a curated record. The transcript has 6 exons.